CUGCCUUUUGCUUGGAUCACUGCAGCGGUCCCAGUGGUCAGUCUAAUUCUGUCUGAGCUGGUCGGGUGGAGGAGGGGGAUUGCUGUAUCUGCAAUCCCAGGCCCAACCUGCCAAAGGGCAAAGACACCGACCGUCUAAACUUGGUCUCUGUCACUCUGUCUCUCCAGCCUUUUCCUCUCCUGUAGAAUUAAAGACAAACGUUAGAAAAUAUCUGGACUUUUUGUCCGUCUGAUAAAAGAAAGGAAGUUCUAAUUUACAAAGAAGAGUCUUGUCUUGGCUUAAGAGUUUUUCACGCUGGAAUACCUGGUAGGAUUAAAUCGUUCAGAGGAGUGAGGAAAAUCCUGAUGUUUUAUCUUCAUGGAAACAUAAUCUGCAGAAGGAUUGCCUUUUCAGAAGGAUUUUAAUUCUGGAAGUAUGACUGAAGCAGCUGAAGCUCGAUCGUCAGUGACAACCACCAUGGUCAUUGACGGGAAGGCCGGAGAGGCCGGCUCGACGACUCUCCGGUCGUCAAAGAAAAUGUUUACAGACGACCUCUACUCUACGUUCAGCUCCCCUCUGGCCUGGAUCCUGGUUCUGGCACUAAUCAUCACCUGGACAUGCGUGUUCAUUAUUAUGUUUGAUGUGGCCGACUAUAAGACCAUUGCAGAUCGCCCUCCUGCUGGGAUCAGGAAGGUUUUAAAGAGUUCAGGGCGCAGAGGAGGUCUCAGUAAGUUCGGUUCAGAUCCUGUGAAGGUGGUGAACGAUGCCGUGGACGAAUCAACAAACAUUAUUAGCGCCAUGUUCAGUUUCGCUGCGAACCUCAUUGCUCCAGACGAAGAAGAAGGAAUGCUGUAUGCGGUGAGGAAAAAAGGAGAAUUUUUACCGCCAAGAAGUAAAGUUAUAGGAAUGCAAGUUCAGACAAAACUAGAAAAGGCAGAAGAAGCAGCAAAGGAAGAGGAAGAAGAGGCCUCUGAGGGGGAGGAAGAGGAUGAAGAUGAAAUAGAGGAAGAAGAAAUAGAGGAGGAGGAGGAAGAGGAGGAGGAGUAUGAUGAGGAAGGGGAAUAUGAAGAGGAUUAUGAUGAGUAUGAGUAUGAGGAGGAAUAUGAGGAGGAUGAAGAGGAAGAUGAGGAAGCAGAAGAAGAGCAGGAGGAAGAAGAGGAGGAGGAACAGGAAGCAGUAAGCACUGAAGAAGUUGAAGAAGAAGAGGAGGAGGAAGAAGAGUUAGCUGAAGAUGAGGAAGCAGAGGAGGAGGAAGAAGAAAAGGAGGAAGAAGCACUAGAAUCUGAAGAAGAUGAGGAAGAGGAGCUAGAAGGAGACAUCCAAGAGAAGGACGAAAAGGAGGAGGAAGGAGAGGAGGAGGAUGAAGGAGCUGAACUGGAGGAAACUGGAGAACCUGAAGAGGAGGAAGAUGAUGGAGCUCCUCCAUCAGCUGCAGUAGAGGCUGAGGAUGAUGAAGAGGAGGCAGGAGAAGAAGAUGAAAAAGAAAUGAAGGCAGAUGCUGCAGCUGCUGAUGAAGAGGAGGAGGAUGAAGAAGAAGCUGCAGCUGCUGAUGAAGAGGAGGAGGAUGAAGAAAAAGAAGCUGCAGCUGCUGAAGAAGAGGAGGAGGAUGAAGAAGAAGCUGCACCUGCUGAUGAAGAGGAGGAGGCCUCUGAUGAAGCUGCUGAUGAAGAGGAGGAGGCGUCUCCUGAACCCGUCUCCACCUCAGAUGAUGAAGAGGCGUCUCUGUCUCCUGAUUCCGACGUUCCCGUUGUUGUCAUAGACGGCGAUGAAGACUCGCCGCUGCCUGACGAUGAUGAUGUCAAAGAUGAAGAGGAUGACAGCAGUGACGAUGCGUUUGUGGAUUCCUCAGAAAUCAGUGACUCAGCACUUCUGUCCAGUGAGGAAGACGAUGAAGAUGACAGACUAGCAGCGACGUCAGACAGCGAUGAUGUCAUCGCAGAGGACACUGAGGAAGACUUGGAUCUAGAUCUUCCUCACAUAGCAGUUUCUAGUGACGAGGAUCUUAAAGUUAAAGAUGAGGAAGAUCUUUCUCCUCUACCACCUGUCGAUGAUGAUGAUGAUGAUGAUGAUGACGUAAAGGUUUCUGAGGAAGAUGAAGAUGACCUGGACCAAUCAGACGACCUUUCUGUGGCUUCCUCUGAACUGUUUGCAGAUGAUGAAGAUGAAGGUAAAGAUGAAGACCUUGAUAAGGACGACCUCAUUGACCUUGAGGUUGAUGAAGAUGAAGAUCUUAUCAAACCUUUACAGGCGGAAGAACAAGAAGUAGCAGAGGAGGAAGAGGAAGACGAAGAGGAAGAGGCGGACGUUCUUCCUUUGGUCAGCUCAGACAGUGGAGUGUUGGGCGACGAAGAUGACGACGAUGAUGAAGAUCUUGAUGAGGACUCUCUGAGUGAUGAUGAAGAUGAAACCGAGGAAGACGAUGUUGAGACGAGCUUCGAUGAUGAAGAGGAGAAAGAAGUGAUAGAAACAUUGGUUGGCACAGAGGAAGACAUUGAUGAAGCCGAGGAUGACGAAGGUGAAGGUGAAGAUGAAGAUGAGGAAGAUGAAGACGAGGAAGAUGAUGAUGGACUUGAUGACAUCCUGUUGUCAGCCGCCAUUGCAGCAGCGAUCACUGGCCAGGAGGAGGCAGCAAAGACUGCUGUAGAUGAUGAAGAGGCUGAAGCUGAUGAAGACAAGGUGGAGGAAGAUGAAACAGAAGAAGCUGAGACCAGCCAGCCUGCUGCUCCUGAGGAGAAAGAUGAAGAAGAAGAAGAAGCUGAAGAAUCUGUUUCUAAGCCUCAGAAAUCCAUCGACAAAUCCGAAGACAAGGAAGAGGAGUACGAUGAAGACGGAGAUGAAGAAAAGGCCACAGUGGAUGUGAUCAAACCUGUGCCUGAGCCAGAGGAGGAAACACCCAAAACAGAACCAACAGAGUGUCCCUGCCUACAUUCUGCAAAGACACAAGAGACUGUCACCAAGACUGCAGAUAAAAAAGAUGCUCCCAGGAGGGUGUCGGCUGUGCGACGGAAAAAAGAACAGGAAGCUGUGAAGAAGACAGAUGAAAAGCCAAGAAGACAAGCUCUUCCUAGAUUUCCAGCUCUGGAGCCAAAAGCCAGGAGAAUCCGAAGAUUAGCUCCUCUUCUGAAAGCUAAGAUAAAACAGAAAAGCAAGAUGUCAAAAACAGUGAUGGAGACCAAGAAACAGGAAGAGACCACAGAGUCUGCACAGGAAGUCAGUCCCUGCAGACCUGCUCCAGUUUACUGCCCGGCCCCCCCAGGAUGGUACGUUCAUCACAUCGUCACAGACAAUCCGUACCCUCCUCCAACCAUGUCAGCUCCCUCUGCUCCGAUUGUGACCGUUCACCCUCCAGCUUCUCCAUCACAGCCUCCAUAUCAGCAGCCUCCUCCUUCACUAAUGCAGCCGCUCUAUGCUCACUAUCAGCCAUAUCAGCCACCAGUGCAACCUGCAAUGCCACCUCCUGCAGAACCUUCUCCAUCAGUGCAACCAGAACAUCCAGAGGCUCCACAACCGGAACCACCGGUGGAGCCUGAGGCACCGACUCCAGCUAUUGAAGCUCCGCCAGCAGCAGCUGAAGACCAGGAACCAGAGAAAGUUGUGAGAAAAGCUCCCUCAGUGAAGAAAGCUGCAAAGAAAAAAACUAAGGUUGCUAAUUCAGUAAAAGGUAAAGCUCCAAAAAAAGAGAAAACCAAACUUUCUGCUGAGGCUAAAAAAGAGAAGCUUCCAAAGGAGAAAUCCAAACUUCCAGCUGGAGCUAAAAUAGAGAAGCCUGCAAAGGUGAAAUCAAAACUUCCAACAGAAGCUAAAAAAGAGAGGCCUACAAAAGAGAAAACCAAAUCAAGAAAAGAGCCUGCAGCUGUACAGCAGAAGAGGAAAUCAGCGCCUAAGAGGACAGCGCCGGCUGUCAAGAGCAAAGUCAAAGCAUCCAAAGAUAAGAAAGAACCAGAAUCACGUCCACAGCCUCUGAGACUGAGGACGAGACUGGAAGCUGACAGGAGGACAAACGUGACGGCUAGAGCUGAGCCAAAGAAACCAGUCAGAGUUUCCUUUAAAUCAGAAAAAGCUGUAAAGGCUAAAAAGAAACCAGUCAAGAAAGCUGAAGAUAAAGUCAAACAGCCACCAAAAACUCAGGAGCCUGAGACUGAAGACAAUGUUACAAAGACCGAAAAGAAGAAACCGAGUCAGAAAUACUUCCAGUGCAUCUAUUUCCCAGGAAAACACGCACACUAUCCUUUACGACCUUUCACCCCGGCCAUGUCUCCCGCCAUGUUGUCCCCUGCUGUCCGGUCGAUGCUGGAGCAGCAGAGAGCAGACAGAGCAGCGGGACACUGACCUGACUGACGGACAGAUCUCUAAUUCUGUGACUUCCUUUGUCUGCGAUUAAAACACAGGCAAGAAAACAAAGAGGACAGAUUUUAUUUUUAAUUUAGUGAUUUAUUCAGUGGUUGAGCUGCUGGGGACACUUAUGAAAUGUUCUCAGUCUUUUGCACCCACAGCUAUACUUUCACUGCAAUACAUUGUGACUAAGUUUAAGAUUUUCUUUGCAAAUACAUACAUUUUCAAUCAACCCUUUGUUUUUUUAUAUAAUUAUAACCACAAGGAAUUUCAAAGCUGACAGUUUUUACCUUUUUCUGCUCCACUACUAAAUGUCACAGCAGUGACCUGCGCUGGCCCUGAUCACCACAGAUCACCUGUGGGUGCAAGAGAUUAGCAUGCUAACAGUGAAGACUCCAAACCCAGAGGCUCCCACUUUUAUCCCAGCAGCAACCCGUCUCCAGACAUCCAGCAGUAAAAUCCUGCUGCAUGGUAAUAAAAACUGAGAGGCUCUCUAUCAGAGAACAGGAUGAUGUCCUGGUUUAACCUUUAAAUAUUUAAAUUACAGGCAUUUCUCCUUUUAUAGUUCAAAUCCCAGAAAACAAGCCAAUUUCUUCCUUUUUUAUGCCAUCAAGUAAGACCCAACUGCAACGCAAAAAGUUAGGUUUUACAAACAAAUGCAUAUAUAAAACUAAUUUUAAAAAAGUAUAUUAAAGAGAGCAACUAAACUAGAAAAACAAAAGUUACUGUACAAAACAAAUUAUGGCAAAAAUGAAAAGCAGUGCAAUUUAAAUAUGUGGAAUUAGAACUUUGUAAUGUGGAGAUUUCUGCUUCAGUGUGAGUCAAAAUAAACAAUAAUAUUAAGAAAAUUGGCAGUUAUUUAUAUAUGUUAUCAGUAAAAUUGGAGAUAAAGAAUUAAAUGUACACAACAUCUGAAUUAUUAAUCAUUAAUAUUUUAGAUAAAAAAGAACCUUGAAAUAAUUUUAUUUCUAUUAUGCAUAAAAAAAUACACUUAAUUACUUUUUAAAAAUCCAUAUUUUAUUCGGUUAUUGGAACCUUUUACCUCAAUGUUUUGAUUAAAUUGUGGCACUUUCAGGCCUCCGUAGCCAACGGUGGAGAAGCUGCAGGAGGUUUAGCGUGAUGCGUUUGGAGACGGGGAAACUGCAGGACAACUUAGACGUGACCAACUGAAGCGACGUUGUGAUUGAAUGUAGUUUUAUCAGCCUGUGAACCGGGCCCGAUGCGCCGUCGCUUUUUUACCUCGAUUCUUCUCGGUUCUGGUGAUGUGACUCAGCAACAAGUUCACCGUUAUGGUUUUAUGACUUACUGAGCGCUGCCAGACAUUUCCUUCUGUUGUCUUAUUGAAUAGAAAUCUAUGCUACUGUAAAGGAACCAAAAGGGAGUUUCUACUCCCACGAUGUUUCACUCCUGAUGGUUCUGUGCACAUGAUUAUUAUCAAAGAAUGUUGAAAUUAAAUAGUUUAUGUGACAGAAUAGUCCAGUUUACUCGUACUGCUGCAAAAGGACUAAAUAAAGCAGUUUGACAUGUGGGACUGAAUGUGGAUAAGCUGUGCCGAAUUAGCUGAUCUUUCUGAAAUGUCAACACAAAUAAAGCAGAGAAAACUAUUAAAAUGCAGAGUUUAGUUUUGUAAACCUGCAGAGAACUUCUGUCAUCUAAAACAGUGAAUCCCCGACAAUUUAGAGUUUUCUGAGGAAUGCAACUCCAAACUAUUCACAGAAAAUUCACAGAUUCAAGGAUUCAUUUCUUACAGCGUUUCUAAAAUAUUUGAAAGAAAAUGCAGGUUAGGAAGCUGAAAUAUUUUGACACAAUCCUACUGGUCGUUCGCAAAGCAGCCAAUCCAGAGAUGUGCAAGUGCUACGACAUUUUCCUCUGUGCAUAUUAAUGGAUAUUAAGGUAUAUUUGGUGUUUGAACAAUGAAAAAUAUGCAGUUAUAAGAGUAAUAAGAGACGGGCUCAAGUAAUUUUGCUGCUUGUUGGUGACUUUGGUCCCUAACCCAUAAAUACUGGGGAUCCACUGUAGAAUUACCAAAGAUUCUACAGUGAGAUUCGUGGACAAUGUGGACAUUUCUGACAAGUUUUCCAAAGCAGCUCAAAUGUGUAGUUCUUUGUUAUUUUUGAGUUUGCCGAUUACCAGUUUGCGUAAACUUCCUCAGAAAGUCAGAAAGUUUGGGUGGGAAAUAUUAUUUUAAUUCUGCCAAACAUCUGGUUUUGGUUUGUUUGAUGCUUUUAACCUUCAGGUUUGUUGAAAACUUUGGAGUCCAAAUCUAAAAUGGGUUCAAGGAAACUCUGGUCUCAGUUCUUUACAGGACUGGACUGACUACAGUGAAUGUGUUUGUUGGAAUGGCCUUAAAUCACACCUGUUAGCCAGGUGUUAACCUUCAGUUUGUUGUAAAUGUCGUGUUUGCAGCUUAUAUUUGUGUUAUUUACAUUAACACACAGUAUUUACAUUGUACUGCUGCAGGUAUAUGUAUUUUUAUUUAAUUAUUAGUGUAGAUUAAUGUCAGUGAUGAAAGGACAGACUAUGAUGUCAUAAAAACAAACAGAAGGAGCAGACGUCAGUGCAAUCUGAUGUAAAUAUCAUGUUUGGUGGGAAACUUAGUUGAAGCUUGAAUAUAUUACAGGUUUUAAAUUCAUGUUUGAUUUUGUUAAGGUGAGUUGACUUUUUAUGCAUGUUGUUACAUUUUAUCACAAUACUUUGCCUUGACGUUUUUGUUUUAUUCCUUCUUUCUUUUAUUUCACUGUUAGUUUUUCAUCUGCAGAGGAAUGAGCAUUUAUUGAUCUUAAACCUCUGAGACAAAAAAAUGUUUGUUGGCAUUUUUCCAACUGUGAGCAGAAUGAAAGCAGUAAGAAA
Xiphophorus maculatus (southern platyfish) is the source of this 7161-nucleotide messenger RNA. Its product is annotated as triadin-like. Gene Ontology annotation, cellular component: sarcoplasmic reticulum; membrane. The transcript is spliced from 32 exons. The record is from RefSeq and is a predicted model, not a curated record. The coding region runs from base 415 to 4308 and encodes 1297 amino acids. Lineage: Eukaryota; Metazoa; Chordata; Actinopteri; Cyprinodontiformes; Poeciliidae. Gene Ontology annotation, molecular function: signaling receptor binding.